Labeo rohita (rohu) is the source of this 5834-nucleotide messenger RNA. It is a transcript of the gene dner, whose product is annotated as delta/notch-like EGF repeat containing. Gene Ontology annotation, molecular function: calcium ion binding. The transcript is spliced from 13 exons. Bases 146 to 2407 code for a protein of 753 amino acids. Gene Ontology annotation, biological process: establishment or maintenance of epithelial cell apical/basal polarity; heterophilic cell-cell adhesion. The record is from RefSeq and is a predicted model, not a curated record. Gene Ontology annotation, cellular component: protein-containing complex; plasma membrane. Lineage: Eukaryota; Metazoa; Chordata; Actinopteri; Cypriniformes; Cyprinidae.
CUCAUCUCUCUCGCAUCCUCAAACACGCUCAGACCUUCCAGUCCAGCAAACCGCUUCUCUCUCUCUCUCUCUCUCUCUCACACACACACACACACAGCCGCAAGCGAACGACUGUAAUCCAUUGAUUUGCUCACCACACCAGCGUAUGCAGAGCAGGAGCAAAGAGAACAAAAUCUGUACCGCUGUUAUGCAGCACUACAUAUUUCCUCUCCUCCUCAUCCUCGGGGUGAGGAAUGGACUCGGGACCCCUCUGACAUCGAGCCCCGGCUCUACCGAGGCCCCCACCGUGCCGCCGGACCCUUGCGAGGGCAGACCCUGUCUGAACGGGGGCGUCUGUAGUCGGGUGGGAGAGAUGGAGGAGAGUCAGAGCACACAGAUGCAGGCUGACUUCUGGGCUUAUACGUGCAUCUGCGGCCAGGGCUUCACUGGACAGAACUGUGAGUUUUUUGCAGAUCCAUGCGCCAGCAGCCCCUGUCUCCAUGGCAACUGUAGCCAAGACAGCGAGGGGGAUGGGUUUGCGUGCGAGUGCAGUGAGGGUUACAGCGGUGUCCGGUGUGACCUGCCUACUUUGACCUUUGACCUGUCCGAGUCCACCUGGGACCUCGCAGAGAGCCUUGAACCAGAACACGCCACGCCUGCCACACCUGCGACCACCACUCAAGUGUUUCAGCCAACCACAGUCCCCACCACUACUCAAGCUCCGCCCACCCUGGAGCCGUGGCAACCCAGACAAGGUCAAAAAGUGGUGGAGAUACUGUGGGAGGAUCAACAGAUUACUGAUGAAGCCGAAUGUGUAAGUACCGCAGGAGGUGAGUCUGCCGGAAUGAUGACUGUUUCCAUGGAGGUCGCAGAGGAAACAGCUGUGAAGUUGGUGGGUAAUGUGAGUGGCUCGGCUGUACUGUGGCGUGUCGGUGAGGCUGGUUAUGAGCAGUGCUCUGUUGCGGAUGGUACAAUCAUGUGGUUUCAGCAGAGCUCAGAUGGCCUGGUGCUUCCUGACCAGUCCCUGCCAUUCGGACACAACUACUUCAUCAGUGUUCUGCACAUUGGUGCACCCUCUGGUCCAGAAGUCACUUUGAGGCUGCAUCUCAAUGUAAAAACUAAUAACUGUAUGGAGCCCGGCAUUGGAUUCAGUGACCCACAGUGCUCCGGGAAAGGAAAAUGUAUCACCCAGUCCUCUGUGGACACAUUUUACUGCCAGUGUGAUGAUGGAUACUCUGGGAUCUUCUGUGAGGAGUUUGACGCAUGUCACCUGAAGCCCUGUGAGAACAACGGCACCUGUACUGACCUCAGACAGAGAGAUGAAGGACAAAACUACACCUGUACCUGCCAGCCAGGUUUUGAGGGAGACCGUUGUCAGUCAUUGGUGGACCACUGUGUUUCUGGACCCUGCAGGAACGGAGCCACUUGCUCCAGCAGCCUGGAAGGACCUCACUGCUAUUGUACUGAAGGGUAUCAGGGUGCCAUGUGCGAGCAGAAGAUUGAUCCCUGUGCUUCUGGGCCCUGCCACAAUAAUGCCAGCUGCUCCCCACAGGGUGCUGGUUUGGGUUUCAGCUGCACCUGUCCUGCAGGUUUCACUGGGCCCACCUGCGCCCAGCUAGUGGACUUCUGCGCCCUCAACCCGUGCGCUCACGGCAUCUGCCGCAGCGUCGGUACUAGUUAUAGGUGCCUGUGUGUACCAGGUUAUCACGGUCUGUACUGUGAGGAGGAGUAUAAUGAAUGCUUGUCAGCUCCCUGUCAGAAUUACGCCACAUGCAGAGACUUGAUCAACGCCUAUGAGUGCAUCUGCGCUCCACAGUUCACAGGUAAGCACUGUGAGAUAUAUAAGGACCCCUGUCUGAAGCUCAGGUGCCAGAAUGGAGGACACUGUGAGAGUGGAGGGAGAAACGCAUCCUGUGUGUGUCCACAAGGAUAUAUGGGUGAGAACUGUGAGGUUGACGUCAAUGAGUGUGAAAGUAACCCCUGUCACCAUGGCGGCACCUGCAUCGACCAAUCAAACGGCUACACCUGUCACUGCCCUCCCGGCUGGGUCGGUGGAAGCUGUGAGAUCCAUCUGCAGUGGAAGAUGGCUCAGCCGGUCGACUCGCUGACAAACAUGCCACGUCACUCUCUGUACAUAAUCAUUGGAGCUCUGUGUGUGGCUUUCGUCUUGAUGCUCAUCAUCCUCAUCGUUGGCAUCUGUCGCAUUAGCCGUAUCGAGUACCAGGGGUCGUCCCGUCAUGCCUACCAGGAGUUUUACAACUGCCGCAGUAUUGACAGUGAUUUCAGCAAUGCUAUCGCUUCCAUUCGCCAUGCAAGGUUUGGGAAGAAAUCCAGACCAGCAAUGUAUGAUGCGACUCCCAUCAGUUAUGAAGAUUACAGCCCUGAUGACAAGCCUCUAGUCGCACUUAUUAAAACUAAAGAUUUGUGAGGCAAUACAUCUGUACACAAACACACACACACUCACGCACCGCGUACACACAGCCACUGUUCCAGCCUUUAAAAUGAGCCACUCAGUUCAGUAUUUAUUUCCAGAGAAGAGUUUAAAAUGUAAAUCAAACCUUAUAAAAACUUUCGAAAUUGAUAUAUUUUAUCAUUGUAUGUCAUGAAGCUUUUAAUUCAUAUCAGGCACUAGGAAUGUUGCACAGAAUUAGUUAAUGGAAUAGUGUCAAACAAAUGUGCUUCGUUUGCAGACGCAAAUGUUUCGUGGAAUGUGAGUAGACGAAUAACAAGCUACAUUGCAAAAUGUGUGUGAGGGGGGAUUUUAACUGAACCCUAUCCACCCUCUAGACUCUGAUUACAGAUAUGAUAGCAGCAAUCCAAGCAAAAGCUGUAGAAUUAGGAGUAAUAGAGCUCAUAGUACAGUUACAACUGUAACUUUAUACAGAAGAAUUAAAAGAUAAGACGAUGUAGGUUGCCUUACUGGUGCAUGGAUACGAUCAGUGGUUCGGCAUUACUCUGUAAUCUUAUGUACAUUGUUGUUUGCUGUUUAUUUCUUCUUGUUCAUUGUGGUCUCUUUUGUGUCAUAAACUUGGUGUUAGCAAAGUCUUACGAUACCACUGUCCAUGUCAAGGCAGCACAACAAAGUGCGUUUAAAAGUAAUAUUUGGUGGUGUCAUUUCACUAAGUAAUAAACUAGGCCUCCUGAUCUAUAUUUCAUAGUGUUUUAUGAAACGUAACUUGAAAAGGCUUCUCUGUUCCAGUACACCUGCAAAGCUCCUUAAGGUGCGGUCACAUUUGGCAAAAAUUAGCAAAUCCAGUUAAUUUAAAAGGAAUCUGUGCAAUUGGCAAGAUUUCACUUUUAAGUUAGUAAUGCGUAUUUACAGCUUUUGAAUGUGUUUCAUACGUUGCUCAGCUAUUGAUCAUGGAAAUGUCUUUUUUGCCUGCAAAUUCUUGUAGAAAUUUUUCUAAUGUGACUGCAAAUUACCAUAGAGAGUUAAAGAAAGAAAACUCAGAGCAACCUUAAAAGAAACAGAAAAUACAUGAGACGUAAAACGCUAAUAACUAUCAAGAAUUUGCUUUAAUAAACUGCCAGAACACUAUUAAAGGUGUUUAUAUCCAGAGCGAAAUUGAAGUAAAGGGAAAAAAUAAAAGUAUGCCAAUGGGUUUUGACCAUUACCCGAUAAAAGAAUGCAGUUUAUGGCGUUUACAUGGUGUCACGUUGUCAGGGUGUUGAAGGAGAAGUUCACUUCCAAAACAAAGAUUUACAGAUAAUGUACUCCCCCCCUUGUCAUCCGACAUGUUUGUCUUUCUUAUUUAAGUCGUAAAGGAAUUGUUUUUUGAGGAAAACACUUCUGUAUUUUUCUCCAUAUGAUAGACUGAUAUGGUGCCCCGAUUCUGAACUUCCAAAAUGCAGUUUAAAUGCAGCUUCAAAUGAUCCCAAAUGCGGUUGUAAAUGAUCCCAGUCAGGGAAGAAGGGUCUUAUCUAGCAAAACGAUUGGUUAUUUUCAUUAAAAAAAUACAAUUUAAAUACUUUUUAAUCUCAAAUGCUCACCUUGCUCUGCCGUACUCUGUGUAUUCUGGCUCAAGACAGUUAGGGUAUGUCCACAAACUCCAAUCAUAUUUUCUCCCUCAACUUCAAAAACCAUUUCAAAAUCAUCCUACAUCGCUUCAGAAGUACUGACACGGUCUUUGCAAAGUGAACAUGCAAAGAAGAGCAAACACCCUUAACAAAAAAAGCAAUAUAGGUAAAACAGCAAUAUAGGAUGAUUUUGAAGUUGAGGGAGAACAUGAGAUGGGAGUUUUUCGACAUACCCUAACUGUCAUGAACCGGAAAAAACAGAGUUCAGACAGAGUUAGACAAGAUGAGCAUUUGACAUUAAAAAUAUAUAUAUAAAUUGUAUUAUUUUAAUGAAAAUAACCAAUCAUUUCUCUAGAUAAGACCCUUCUUUCUCGGCUGGGAUCAUUUACAACCACAUUUAAACUGCAUUUUGGAAGUUCAAAAUCGGGGCACCAUAUCAGUCCAUUAUAUGAAGAAAAAUGGUGAAAUGUUUUCCUCAAAAAACAAUUUCUUUAAGAAAGACAUGAACAUCUUGGAUGACAAUGGGGUGAGUACAUUAUAUGUGAAUCUUUGUUUUGGAAGUGGACUUCUCCUUUAAGCACAAAUGGUGUAAUAUUGUAAAUUUAAACUGAAUGUGUGAGAAGGAAAAUUCAAGAACUAAAAAUGCUGCCUGCGUAAUGGAAGUUGCAGGGAAAAAUAAUGUGGAGAAGUAGGAAAAUUUGAAACUUUUAAUCCACACAAAAUGUUUACUGGCAUCGAAACGAACUUAAAAAUAGCCUCCAAGAAUAAGAUUACGUUCUUCAUUAGUAUCUACUGAGACAUUAGUGAGCUCAUGGUCAGAGUAUUGGAACAAGUGAAGUGUCUCUGCCAGGUCCUGGAGUCUGGUUAAAACCGGUGUAUUUCUGCCAUGCGCUUCUGGUGUUCCUGCAUCGGGUUCCAGCUCUCUCUUUUGCUCUCUUUCUCUUCAUUUGCAUCUGGCUGGAGCGGUACUCAUAGGAUGUUUUCAUUCUUUCCAUUACCCAUCUCGCUUUCUCUUAUCUUCCAUAUCUGCUCCUACUUAUACUCAUUGUACUCCUAUGGUUAUCCUCUUGCUUAGUAUAGACAGGUGGAAGUUGCCCUCUGUAGCUGUUCUGAGACCAGUUUUGAUGCCUUUCAAAGACUGAAUUAAAGGAAUAGUUUGCCUAAAAAUGAAUGUACCUCAUGUUGUUCCAAAACCACAUUUAAUUUCUGUGGAACACAAAAGGAGAUAAUUUGUAGAAUGUGUAAGCUGCUCUUUUCCAUGCAAUGAAAGUACUGGAAAAAAGCACCGUGAGUCCAUAUGACACACGCACUAUAUUCAAGGUGUUCUGAAACUGUAUGAUGAGCAGACCGAAAUGUUCACCAAAAAUCUUUCAAAUUUCAUUUAUGUUUGCGCCUCAGAAAGCAUUGUACCAUGUUUGGUCUGAAUGGUAUGAUAUAAAAUUGGUUCAGAUUUCUUAAGGCUGAUCUCACUGUUUGAAUAUUUUGAAGUGAACAAAAGGGUGAAUGAGAUUUUGGAGCUAUUUGAGAGACUUUUUGGCAGUUUUACUGAGUUUUGUCUAUUUUGGAGCUUGACCAAGGUAGAUCACGGCUCGGACGUUUUACAGAUAUCCAGUUUUAGUUUUCUACAGAACAAAUGAACAACAUGAGGGCGAGUAAAGAUUUAAACUUUAUUUUUAGGUGAAUGAACACUUUAAGGCUGCGGGUGAUAUAAUCUGGUCUAGGAUCAGUACUAAAGGGAAGCUUCAAACCCAAGCACUGUUUUUGUUAGAUAACGAUAACACCCAUUUGGUUAUAUAUGUGGAAUGAUGUAUUAAUAAAAGUUAAAGUGAAAGCCUAAA